Messenger RNA from Austrofundulus limnaeus, 2683 nucleotides. It is a transcript of the gene pgap6, whose product is annotated as post-glycosylphosphatidylinositol attachment to proteins 6. The transcript has 13 exons. The record is from RefSeq and is a predicted model, not a curated record. Lineage: Eukaryota; Metazoa; Chordata; Actinopteri; Cyprinodontiformes; Rivulidae. Gene Ontology annotation, cellular component: membrane. The coding region runs from base 114 to 2387 and encodes 757 amino acids.
ACGCGUUAACACCGAAACCAGGAAGUGAGUGUUUUUGUUUUUUUGGGAAGGUAUGAGCGACUUUUCAGGUGGACCCGGUGAGAUGUAGUGGUUCGGACAGUCCAGACAGAACCAUGGAGGUUUGUUUUCUGCGCGGUCUCCUCUUCCUGGCCCUGACAGCUUGGACGUUAGCAGACGAUGGACAGGUGACCUUUGUAUCUGAGCUUUCGUCAAAGCCGGCUCAGAAGCUGUCGAAGUACGGCUGGUACGCCAACGUCAGGCUGCAGAGGUUCCAGAUGCCCGAGGAGACCGCCGUCGCUCGCUGGUUGUUCUCUGUGAAGAAAGGCCACACCUUCAACUGUGGACAACACAACGUCACCAUACAUCUGCGAUGGGGUGCCCCUCCAGUCGUAAACCCAACAGGCUCGGUGUUUCCCAACGCAACACUCUGGAGCCCCAGUUUCUCUCUGAUUCUCCCAGUGACCUCACAGAGCUCCACAACCUUUAACCUCUCAGACCCGGCUCCGGGUGUUUGGUUCGUCGCAGCUCACUUACCUGAAGAUGACCGACGCAUCGAACAAAAGGGGUUUCCUUCCUGCUCGUAUUUCUUCCAGCCUCAGCUGUCAAUCAGGAGGGCGGUGGACACGCCUGUUUUACAACAGGCCACACCUUUAACACAGACCGCAGCUCCUGACACACCUGCACGCCUUAAGUUGUACGUUCCAGAGUUUGCCUCAUUGCUUUCCAUCUCAGUGACUGGCUGCUCGUCAGGAGAGGCAGCAGAGGUCAGAAACUGCUCGCUGCUCCUCACACUGGGCUCUGCGUCUCUGCAGCAAGGCGCCACCACAGUGAACUGCUCAGGAACCAGCUGCUCUGUGUCCCUCUCCAGCCCCCCGUGGGACACCUGGUUACGAGUCGUGGUGGAGAGCAGCCAGGUCAACCGAACCGUGACCUUUACCGUUGUCUCCAACUGCACAGUGGGAUGUAAACCUAAAAGUGUCGGCCUUAAAGCUGAUGAUGACAUAGCGAAGCUGCGAGGUGGCAGCAGCAACUCGUCGUCAGCAGGAAACGUCUCGCUGGCUUCAGUUUUUAGUAACAAGUCGGCGUGUGUGUGGAGCGUCCCCGUGCUCUACGAGGAGCUAGACGUUCUCUCGCUGCGUUUCACGCCCGUCAGCGGACCCAACGUCAGCGUCACGGACAUGCACCCCACGCUCCUGUCCUACCCGCUGCCGCCGCACGCCACCGGGGGGACGCUCAACCUGCAGCUCACACUCAACUCUACUAAUGCCACCAUGGGGAACAGCAGUGCUGUGGUUGCCUGUUUUUCUCCCUGGGCUCCAAUUCUCAACCUGAAACAAGCUCGACCCUGUCACACAGCUCUGUUUGUAGGAUACAGUGUUGGUGUGAACGUCAGUGUUCCUAAAACUGUGAUCAGGCUGCCUUUUCCUCAGUCCACAACAUGGUACCUCACUCUGCAGCUCACCUGCAACAGCAGUAACUGUGGAAACACGUCGGUGGUGUCUGUGGUCCCAGAGGUCUUCAUCAGUGCCUGCGUGGAGGACUGCGGUCCAUACGGUGAAUGUAGACUGCUGAGGUCCUACAGCUACCUGUACGCUGCCUGCGUCUGCUCAGCCGGCUGGAAGGGCUGGGGCUGCACCGACGGCUCCACGGCUCAGUCUUUGCUCCGUCAGGUGGGGGCGACCCUGCUGCUGACGCUCAGCAACCUGUCCUUCCUGCCCGCCAUCGUGGUGGCCAUGAAACGUGGCUACGUGACCGAGGCCUCCGUCUACGCCUUCACCAUGUUCUUCUCUACAUUCUACCACGCGUGCGACCAGCCCGGUGUAGCGGUGCUGUGCAUCAUGGACUACGACGCCCUGCAGUAUUGUGACUUCCUGGGGUCAGUGUGUGCCAUCUGGGUCACCAUCCUGUGCAUGGCUCGCCUCAGACACACCUUUAAAUACACUCUGUUCAUGCUCGGAGCCUUGCUGAUAGCCAUGUCUAUGCAGCUGGACCGAAAGGGUCUGUGGAACCUGCUGGGCCCUGUCCUCUGUGCCAUCCUGCUCAUGGUCAUCACCUGGGUGUACAGAGGGGUCCGUCGACGACACUGCUAUCCCCCCUCCUGGCAGCGCUGGGUCUUCUUCCUGCUCCCCGGAGUGCUCUGCGCCCUCGUCGGGGUCUGCUUGUACAUUUUCGCCGAGACGGAGGACAACUACUACUACACGCACUCCAUCUGGCACAUCCUGGUGGCCAGCUGCGUGGUCUUCCUGCUGCCGCCCAAGGAGACGUUUGCUGAGGAGCUGAGCUGGAGCCGGGGCUUCAGCUGGAGCUGGAGCUGGAGCUGGAGUCCUCGGGUCUGUGGGUAUACGCUCUGUCAGAACAACAAGGAUGAGCUCUACACAGUCACAUAGCAGAGCAGGACCUUCUGUAACACAGACUGUACACAGCAGACCUUCACGAACACCGCUGGGUGGAACAUGUUCAACAUGUGACUCUUCAAAGCUUUUAAUGUUAUAAAUGAUACUUCAUUUUAUUAGUUUUAUUCUCACAGAUCUUCAGGUUUCAUGUUCGCAUCAUGUGGGAAACAGUAGAACACUUCCACACUUAUUAAAAAGCGCUGAUUUGCACAGUUUUUGAUGAGAUCAGAAAACAUUUUUUAAUAGAGUUAUCUCUGUGAACUUCAGAUAAAUGAGAAAUUCUCUGAGCA